CAUAAAUACAGAAUUGAUCUAUUUCUCUUUAUCAAAUUUUUUAAAAAAAAUUCUGCUUAUACAAAAUCUCACUGAUUUGUAGAUUUAAUGUAAAGGACUAUUUUUCUCAACACUUUGACCUCUCUUUCAAUACUACUCAACACAAGAAUCAUUAUUAUUAUCAUUUGCAAUGCCAAGAAUGAGAAUUUUGGGAUCCAGAAAAUGUGUCUAUGUUCUUCCUCUCACAGCUUUCUUGAUCAUGCUCAUGUUCUUCCUUCAGUAUCACAAUCUUGGAACAGUUACAACAACUCAAACCAAGUAUGAUUCAGAAAAACAAGAACUUCAUUUUCUAUAUCAGUAUGAUUCAGAAAAACAAGAACUGAUUCAUGUGCUGAAGAAAGCAACAAUGCCAGACAGAACAGUUAUCCUAACCAUGGUAGAUGAAUCACAUGCAAAACCAGGAUCUAUUCUUGAAGUUUUUCUAAAAAGCUUCAAAUAUGGGCAAGGGACUCAAAGAUUUUUGAGUCACUUAGUUAUCAUAACUAUGGACCUACAAGCUUUUCAGUACUGCCGAUUAUUGCAUCCAUAUUGCAUUCAUCCCUCCACUUUUGAACCUUAUUUUUCCACCAAAAGACGGUCUGUCACAACACCAGAUCACAGUGUGUUAUUCAGUUGGAGAAGAAAUCAUGUUUUGAUGCAAGUCAUUGAAUUGGGCUAUAACAUAAUAUUCACGGAAACAGAUGUACUGUGGCUUAAAAGUCCAUUGGUGAACUUUCAUCCGCAGUUAGAACUCAGCAUUUCGUGCAAUUUUGUAAGUGACGGAGAAAGGGCGUAUUCCGUACAAGAAGGGGGAAUCUUCUUCAUGAAAGCAAAUUACGUGACCCCGGAAUUCUUAAAGCACUGGAAACUGACCAAGGUUUUGUAUCCAGACUCAAACCUUGAUGAAUCCAUGUGUGCAACAUUGGAGAUACAUGAAGAGCUAGUUGACAUUUAUGGCUUCCGUGUUCAUAGAAUAGAUACAAACCAUUUUGGUGGAUUUUGUCAGCGAUAUGAUGGUAUGUUGGAAGACGCGUAUACCAUUCAUGCUAACUGCUGUGAUGACCUCAAAAACAAAGUUCAUGACCUGAGGAUUGUUCUAGAUGAUUGGAUUCGCUUAAGAAACCGUGUAUCAAAGAACAAUGCAACGGAAAAAACUGCUUUGAGGUGGCCACAGAAGUGCACACAACACUCAGCUCUCAAGUUUUCACAAAGAAUUCAUAUCUAAAGAGAAACACUUUACAGAUUCCCCUCUCCCUAUUAAGCUGGAAGUUUUCUACUCUCCUUGUCUUGGUGAAUUGCUAAAUAUCUUCUUUGGUACUUGGGAUACUAUUUUUUAGCAUGAAACGUUAUUCUUUGCAUUUAAAAGUAAUGAAUCUCUAAGUUAAUCAA
Messenger RNA from Lathyrus oleraceus (garden pea), 1407 nucleotides. RefSeq lists its product as uncharacterized. The coding region runs from base 170 to 1243 and encodes 357 amino acids. NCBI's taxonomy places the organism in Eukaryota, Viridiplantae, Streptophyta, Magnoliopsida, Fabales, Fabaceae. The transcript has 3 exons. The record is from RefSeq and is a predicted model, not a curated record.